UUAUUACUAUGAAUAUUAUUUCUGUAGGGGGUUUAUUCCCAACAAUUGAAGCAAGUAAUAUGAAAUAGGAAUUCAGAUGGUUGUAAAGGAAAAUAACUGUUGCUGUAAAAUUCCAGGGAAAAAAGAUUCUUGACGUUCCAAACACGCAAUGGGAUGAUUACGCAUUGGUUUUUAGUCCGUGUAUUCAUUUCGUGAAGUUAGAACUUCUUGCUAGACCGAUUAUUAGUAAUAGUCUUUAACUGGUAAUGCAUGGUUGGUAUUAAAUUAAGAAGUGGAGACAGAGACCUGAUAUUGGUUGGUAUUCUAAUAGGUCAAAAUACCUUGUUACUAGUUACGUUCUUCAUUGAAGGAUGAAGUGAGAUUUUGCCAAUUUAAGGAAUGAUUUAGCAGUGAAAAAUGGGAAGUUUGUAGACCAAUAGAGAUAGCAGAAGAUAUCCCAAAUCUUCGAUAUAUUACAUUGUCCUCAGGGGUUACCUUUAUUUCAUCAUCCUUUCAUAUUGCAAUCCACGACUAGGUCCCCACUCUGAUCCCAAGCCUAGAAAAGAUAUCUGGCUCAUCAAAACCAAAUGUAGGUAUUAAUGGUGUGCAGGUCGUAUGAUUUGGCUAGUGAGGUUGGGACAACUUGGAUUUUUCUGCUUAUCCUAAGGUAGUUCUUGAAGUCAAAAAUCUACCAUUGGGAUAAAUGUGCAAAAGCUUAAUGGCACCCUAGAUACAUUUUGCUUCAUGGGUUUUACUCUUUCACAUUACUAUUUUGAUUUUGAUUAUACUGUAGAUGGUGGGUUGGCCAAGACUCCGUAACUGGCGACCCUUCGUUCCCAGUUCUAGACCUAUCACAAUUUCCGCUGGGUUUUCAUUGGCUGUAUGCUCUAAAUGGUCUGAAAUUCUAGCUGUGAGAGAACUUUGGGGAUUCUCAUGGUUCAUAGGGGAAGUUUUUGAGUUGACCAAAUUUUCAGAGGAAAGAAGAAUAACGCUAGAAUUUCCAGAUUCUCAAACAAUAUAAGAAAGGUCAUUUAAGAUCUUCCUUAUACGGUGAAAAAUUCACAUAAAAUGAGUUAAGAGUUUGGUAGCAUCUAGAAUUGAUGGAUUCCUGUUCUCUACCGAAUGAGACAAUGCAUUUAGAAUUAUCAAGCAGUCCAUCAUGCAUAAAUUUUUUUGAUUCAAAACCAGAUAAACCGUCUUGUUUAAAAUUUCUCAAUGUGGACGGGAAAAUAAUGGCCAGUUACUUAACUUUGGAAACAUGUAGUUGAAGUAGAUGGCUUCACAAACAUGGUAAAAAGCAGGAGCCGUGUCUGAAGAGUAAGAGGAAAACCAAAUUUCAUAUGGCUCAAAAGUUAAAAACUCCAAAAGAAGAGAUUAAGAGAAUUGAAUUUGAAUAUUUUUUCCAGCGUGGAGCAAAGGAAGUCCCAGAUUAUGUAGAAAAUGAACAGUUUCAAUCAGAUCAUAAAGAGUCCUAACAGAUGAAGGGCUUGCACAGAAAAAAGAAUUGCUCAAAGAAUUUCUAGAAAGUUACUAGAGCAGAAGCAAUUUCAUGAAGAUGAAACUGUGUUUUCCUAUAACGCAAAAUAGGUGGCGACAACACCAUUUUUCAAAAGAUGACAAAGGCUAAUAGAAAAUGUAGUAACAUCGACUAGCUAAAGCAAGUGAUGAAGGAUCUAGAAGAAAUUUAAAAAAGGUCAUAUUGAAUUGUUACCAAGACUUGUACAGGAGUCUCUGAGACCCUCUUUUAAGUAUGAGAUUCUGCGAGUCCCUAUUGAGGAAGAGAGGUAUAUGCUGCAAAUACUGAGGAGGAGGUAGCUAAAAUUGUUAACGGCUGUGAAGGAGUUAAUUAAGGUUACUUGAUGGUGUCAUCAUAGUCUCUUUCAAGAAUGUUGGGGGAUGAUUAGAGGAUGCGUUUAAUGCUCUCAGUCAAUUUCGUAUGUUUCUGUAUGGGAUGUAUAAAGGUGUUUCAACUUCCUUUAUUGCUUUGACACCAAAAAGGUGGUAUAGAACAAUUGAGAGAUUUCAGAUCAACUAACCUGAGAGCAGUGCAUACAUUUUUGAUAAGUUGAGAGCAGCAUAUAUAAAAUCAUUAGAAAGCUGCUAAUUACGGCCCGAAGACUGUUAUUAGCAAAUUGGUGUUUGACACUUGGAUGGCUUUUGUUAAAGGAAGCCAAAUCACAGAUGCUGUUUCAGUUGUCAACAAAUGCUUGGGAAGAAUGGAACAUGGCAAAAUUGGCUCCUCAUUAAACUGGAUGUUGAAAAAGCUUUUAUCCAUAUGCUAUAUGUGUGCCAGGGAAAAUGGAACACACAACCCAACUAAACUCAAGCCAGCUAAACCUUGGGAUUGGAGGAUCUCUAGUCAUGGCAAAGUCCUGCUGCUGCCAAUAAUGCACCUGAUGAUAUUAUGGGCUCUUGUCGUUUUUCAAUAUGCCUCUUGAAACAAAUUGGUUUUACAAUGAGACUUUCGUGAAGUGAAUAAUGUUGUGUUCUCUGAGCAUAUGUCGGAAGUGUCUUGUUAAAUCAGUCAGAGACUCGGAUGCUGCUUUCUUUUCUUGACUGUGUUUAUGGUUCUAGCACUAAAUGUUUACCAUUUGGAAAUUUCAAUAAAGUUGGCUAUCAAAUUUUAAUGAGCCUGCAACGCUGUUUAGGUUGUCUGGUUUGCACUUGACGACAUAUUCGAACGUCUUAUGUCAAUGUGCAUUGACAUCGAAAGAUGUAAAUGAAAUUUUGGCUUCGCCAA
This is a messenger RNA of Nicotiana tabacum (common tobacco), 2719 nucleotides long. The record is from RefSeq and is a predicted model, not a curated record. NCBI's taxonomy places the organism in Eukaryota, Viridiplantae, Streptophyta, Magnoliopsida, Solanales, Solanaceae.